This is a messenger RNA of Rhipicephalus sanguineus (brown dog tick), 1951 nucleotides long. Its product is annotated as CD151 antigen. The coding region runs from base 138 to 1094 and encodes 318 amino acids. The record is from RefSeq and is a predicted model, not a curated record. The transcript has 7 exons. Gene Ontology annotation, cellular component: membrane. Lineage: Eukaryota; Metazoa; Arthropoda; Arachnida; Ixodida; Ixodidae.
CGUCGGCGAUCUCGAACCAAGGCUAAUUCCCCGAGAGAGAGCGCGUAGCGUACUCCUUUGGAUAGAGGGAGAGGGGACAGCUAGAGCGGCGUGGCUGACGGCCUUUGCUGCCGCCGACUGCCUUCUAGGCGGCAGCAAUGGCUUCGCCGGCGGCCGAGAACGUGUUUGGCGGCGGCGGCGGCCGCGGUCGUAGCGCCGCUGACAGGUCGGACCGCUUCACUAACGGCACGCCACACGGCCUCUCCUCUUCUUCUUCAAGGCACUACCGCUUGGGGCGACCGAUCGUAGCAGCACCAGGAGGAGGAGGAGGAGGUGCUUCGGCCAUGACCUACCGCAGGGGAGCCAAGGACGAUGGCUGCUGCAGCGUCGGAUUCCUCAAGUGCCUGCUGCACACCUUCAACUUCAUCUUCCUGUUGUCGGGAUGCGCGGUGCUCGGCGUGGGUGUGUGGACGCUGGUGGCCAAGCGGCACCACCUGAGCCUGCUGACCACGGCCACAUACGCCUCGACGGCCUACAUGCUCCUCCUGGCCGGGGCGCUAGUCAUCCUCGUCACUGCGCUGGGGUGCGUGGCCGUCUGCCGCCUGCAUCGGUGCUUCCUCCUGGCCUACACCUUCCUGCUCCUUUUGAUCUUCCUGAUGGAAGCGGUCGCGGGGAUCAUUGCGUACGUCUAUGAAGAACAGGUGUGGCACGAGUUGGCUGAUGGAUUGAACACAACUUUCGUCGAGAGCUACGGCAUUGACGCAAGCAGAACAGAGGCGAUCAACGACUUGCAGCGCACUUUCAAGUGCUGCGGUGCCAAUGGUUUCGACGACUGGAAACACAGCGUGUGGCUUCGCAAGAACUCUCGUACCAACAACAAGGUUCCAGACUCCUGCUGCAAGACCAUAGGCCUUGGCUGUGGCAAGUUGGCCCACCCCUCAAACAUCUACUACGAUGGCUGCAUCAAUGCACUUGAUGAACAGAUACGGGAGCAUUUAAUCAUCAUAGGUGCUGUUGGCCUUGGAAUAUGCCUUGUCCAGGUUUUUGGCAUGAUAUUCUCCUGCUGUCUGUACCUGAGGUUACGGGACUACAGGAGGCAUCCGCAGUACUACUGAUGUUGCAUUUAUGGACUUUCUAAGGAAGUAAUCAUUGGAAAUGAGAGAGGAGGAUUUGUGCAGCACAAGAUGCACAAUACCACGCUGCAAAAGCAGUUGCAAGCUCUGGGGCGUCUUUACGUCACACCACAAUAAUUUGUCAGCCGUCUUACAGAUAUCUGCUUGCUUUUACACGACACGCCUGGUACUUUAAGGUCAUGAACACCAUACAGGCUAGCAGUGUGGCAUAGUCUUCUUGACAGAUGCAGUUUUUAAUAAUGCAAAUGGAAGCAAGCCAGAUGAAGGCUGUUGUUGUGUGACAGAAAGGUGCCUCGAAGUGUGUAACUCCAUUUGCAGAGUGAGAAAGGCGCUGUGCCCUUAGAACGGAAGAACAGGAAAUAUUCGGGCCUUUGUUCUGUACAUAGUGGGUCGUGCAGCUGUGUAGGUUAUUUAUUUGGUGCGCUAUAUACCAAGGAAAGAAUCUCGGUGUCAUCUCGUGUUCGGUCAUUUUUCGAAAAUUUUUUUGCUUGUUUGUACAUAUACGUGCGUGGUCUGCAAUGCUGUGAAAUGCAAUGUGUAAUUUAGUGUCACUCAAAGCAUAUUGUGAAGCUUUAUGUCAAGGUUGUGCUAAGCCAACGUCAAUGGUCAACUCAUUACAACUUCUAAGUGUGUGCUGUUUUGUUUCCUGUGACAGAAUCAAUAACAUUAAAAAAAAACAGAAAAGGCAUCUGAGAGAAGGCCUCAGUGUACUGAGGUGUUGGAGUCACAUGCUGCUGAUUCUGUACAGCAUCUGUACUGUUACCUAUUUAUAAACUGCGUAGCUUUCCUGUGAGGAUAGUGGCUAUUAGAUGUAAAUAAACUGUUUCCUCAAUGUUGCA